AGGUCACAGCGCGGCGGCGGGUCUGGCUGGCGGCUUCGGUGGCGGCGGGCGGGAGCCGAGUGCCCCGUGUGCACGUGUGGAGAAGCGGCGGCACCAGCGCGGCGGCGGGAGGCACCCCCGCCCCCUCUGGAGACGCAGGGCCGCGCUCGACUCUCGCGGCCUCCGUCACCCGCUCAGCUCCCUGCCCUAAGCGAGGAGGCCGGCUUGCGGGGUGGAGUGGCCCGAGCUGAGGGCGCGGAGAGCUCAGGGCGGCGACGACAACGGCGUUGAUAUCGGUGGUAACAACGGCCUCAGCAGGCAGGGAAGAUGAAAGGUAGCCGGAUCGAGCUGGGAGAUGUGACACCACACAAUAUUAAGCAGUUGAAGAGAUUAAACCAGGUGAUCUUUCCAGUCAGCUACAAUGACAAGUUCUAUAAGGAUGUGCUGGAGGUUGGCGAGCUAGCAAAACUUGCCUAUUUCAAUGAUAUUGCAGUAGGUGCAGUAUGCUGUAGGGUGGAUCAUUCACAGAAUCAGAAGAGACUUUACAUCAUGACACUAGGAUGUCUGGCACCAUACCGAAGGCUAGGAAUAGGAACUAAAAUGUUAAAUCAUGUCUUAAACAUCUGUGAAAAAGAUGGCACUUUUGACAACAUCUAUCUGCAUGUCCAGAUCAGCAAUGAGUCUGCAAUUGACUUCUACAGAAAGUUUGGCUUUGAGAUUAUUGAGACAAAGAAGAACUACUAUAAGAGGAUAGAGCCCGCUGAUGCUCAUGUGCUGCAGAAAAACCUCAAAGUCCCUUCUGGCCAGAACGCAGAUGUGCAAAAGACAGACAACUGAACAAAUUACAGAUGAACUUUCUUGCACUUGCUUGUCGCCAAAUAAAAGAGAGGCCCAUUGAUUCCCCCCCACCUUUUCUUUUAAACCUUUCCCCCUUCCUUGUUCUUGUGUUUCCUCCUUUCAGAACUUCCUUCCCUUUCCUCUAAAAGUUUUAAACUUUUAAGGACUUAUUAAUCAUGUUUGGAUUGUUUUAGUUUUCUUAUUUUUGUGAGGUGGCUUGAUUGUAGGAAGGAGAAGGUAUAGAGAUCUGUUUAGUUUCACAGUUAAGAUAUAUGGUCCCAAAAACUUGAGUGUCAAUUUCAUUUUUUUUUUUUUUAAUGUCCUGCUUUCACAUUGAAGGGCAGAGCCUACAAAAUAUUGUAUAUUUCAAAGGACAAGAAGCAGCAGCAGCAAUAUCUUGUUCUCUGACUCAUAGACAAGUUUAGUGUGUUUGUGGUACUUUGGGAUUUUCAAGAUUUUGUGGGAUACUAAUCCCUAUACAUUGCCUUCACUCCACCUUUUGUCCUUCUGAGUAUUAGCUCAGGAGUCGGACCAUUGUUAUCCUUGUAAGAAGUACUAAGCUUAUUUUGUUCUGUUAAGCAUUUAUUUCUUCCUUCCUCACUGGUGGCUGACGGUGGGUGGAACAGUCUGAGUAGGUAGUAUUAUACUUUGGUCUCAGCAUUUGAGUUAAACCGCUUUUUGCUAAUGAGUGGGCUGGUUGUUAGCAGGUUUAUUUUUCCUGCUGUUGAUUGUUAGAAGUGGCAUUAACUUUAGGAGUGUGGGCUGGUGAGAUUAAUUUUUUUUAAUAUCCCAGCUAGAGAUAAUGGCCUUUAACUGACCUAAAGAGGUUUGUUGUGAUUUGCUUUUUUUUCUCCUGUCCUUUUUCUUCAGUAAAUCCACAAUAGUUAGUCAGACCUUAAAAAUGGAGUUGAUGUCCUUAUAGGUCAAUGCCCCUAAAUAAACCUGAAGCAGGUGUUGUCUCUUGGACAUGUUAAAAAAUACCUAAAAGGAAGCUUAGAUGGACUUGUGGCACAACAAAUGCAUUAAAUGUCAGCUAAUUCAGACUGUUAGAAGUGUGGCCACUGAGCAUUUGAUUUUAGAGGAAGGACUAUCUAGACAGUAUUUUUGAGAAUAACAUAGCUGUGCUAAUUGCUUAUCUGUUGGAGAACAUCCCAGAUUUGCUUACAUUCUGUGCCUGUGAUAUUGAGUUUAAGGAUUUGGGGGUGGGGGAAUUAUUAAACAUAUUGCUUCUAUUCUUGGAAAAAGUAGAAGUCUAAAUAAUGCAAAUGUCACUGUGACCUCCUCUACUGACAGGACUGGUUUAUGCCAGAUCGUUUCCUGGCACAUAGGGAGUGGCUUUGACGGGUCGAUAACUUUUUGUAGGAUAGAAGACAUCUGAAAUUUUCAUGUUUUCCUCCAUAAUCCCAUCUCCAAUAUUUAAAAUUUUCUACAUUGCCAAUACUGGUGGCCCAAGAAAUGUUUUCAUUAGACUUUAAAACAAUGCACAGAGCUUGAAUUUUCUGUCAUUUGACUUUAAAAGGAAGAUUGAUUCAUAAUAUUUAUCCUCUUAUGUAAAUCCUGGCAAAAAGUUUCAUCUCUUCAAAUAUGUUGAAUGACAAAAUUAUUUUACACAAUGUUGAUGCACAUUUUAUAAUCUUAAGUUCUUAUUUGAGAAUGUAAAAAUACAAGGUACAAUAGACUUCAGCAGUCUUAGUUGAGUGCCAAGAAUAAUGUAGAAAAGGAAGAUAGUUGAUAAAUGAGUUUAUAGGGUUAUAAUCUUAAGAUAGUAAAAAUGUAGAAAGACCAUGCUGGUUUCUUGGGUAUCAGUUUCUUAAGCAGUCCAAAUCUAAGCUUAGAAGAAAAGUUUAGCAUUAAGCACCUUUACCUUCAUGGAUAAGCUUCAGCUUGCUCUUGCCAAGAGAAGAGUGCUUGAGUUACAGAAGGCAUAAUUAGUUUGAAGAUUCAACCUUUUUGUAAACUUCGCAUAUCAAAAUAGAUUUUGAUAUAUAAAUGAGUUUUGUGAGAUGACACUGCCUCUAUUUCUAUAACCAUUUCACCUGGACUAUCUAAUCAGUCCUAUGAAUGUAUCCCUGAAUGUGGUUAAUGAAAACCGAAUAGCUGCCUCAUGACAAUUAAGUACAUAUUAUUUAUGGAGGAAAAAAUAUUAAAUUUUGAAUUGAG
Kogia breviceps (pygmy sperm whale) is the source of this 2976-nucleotide messenger RNA. RefSeq names its product N-alpha-acetyltransferase 50, NatE catalytic subunit (gene NAA50). Gene Ontology annotation, biological process: mitotic sister chromatid cohesion. The record is from RefSeq and is a predicted model, not a curated record. Gene Ontology annotation, cellular component: NatA complex. Lineage: Eukaryota; Metazoa; Chordata; Mammalia; Artiodactyla; Physeteridae. Gene Ontology annotation, molecular function: N-acetyltransferase activity.